ACUACCAAACGCAUCCUCUUUCCUAUUUAAACAGAUGUUGGGUUGUGCCAUCCAUUUCUCAUCUGUCAUACUGUUCACAUCCAGCACUAAAUCUUCCCAGUCCCUGGAUAGUUUUGAAGAAUAAUUUGGGGCCUGAAAAUGCUCAGAAUAAUAUUGAUGACUUCAAUUUAUGGGGAAAGCAAUACACUUUUUUCAAGAGAUGUUUGGCACUUCUUGCUGAGCCUACCUUGAACAAAAGAAAGCUGUAGGUGUUGCAGAAAGGUAUGGCACAUCUCCCCCAAGAGGUUUUUUAAAACUAACUUCUGAGAACUAAAAACAGCUUACCUUGCAGGAUGGGCUGUUGAAAUGGCUAAAACGCUUGUUUUUACGGGCAUAUUUAAGGGCGAAAGACUGUUCUGGGGUUAGAGCAUGCAGAAGAUUCCAAGUUCCCUCCCUGGCAGCAUCUCCAAGAUAGGGCUGAGAGAGAUUCCUGCCUGCAACCUUGGAGAAGCCGCUGAUAGUCUGUGGUCUGACUCAUUAGAAGGCAGCGUCCUAUGCAUUGACUAUAAAACCACAACAAUCCUGUUGGAUGGCAGAAGAGUCAAACUGGAGCUCUGGGAUACAUCUGGCCAAGGGAGGUUCUGUACCAUCUUUCGGUCCUACUCUAGAGGAGCUCAGGGAAUCCUCUUGGUAUACGACAUCACCAACCGCUGGUCCUUUGACGGCAUAGACCGAUGGAUCAAGGAAAUAGAUGAGCACGCUCCUGGUGUGCCUCGCAUCCUGGUUGGCAACAGGCUCCACCUGGCCUUCAAGCGGCAGGUGCCCACCGAGCAGGCCCGGUCCUACGCGGAGAAGAACUGCAUGACGUUCUUUGAGGUCAGCCCCUUGUGCAACUUCAAUGUGAUCGAGUCCUUCACGGAGCUCUCUCGCAUCGUGCUGAUGAGGCACGGCAUGGAGAAGAUCUGGAGGCCCAACAGAGUGUUCAGCUUGCAAGACCUCUGCUGCCGCGCCAUCGUCUCCUGCACGCCCGUCCACCUGAUUGACAAGCUGCCCCUCCCCGUCACCAUCAAGAGCCACUUGAAGUCCUUCUCGAUGGCCAACGGCAUGAACGCGGUGAUGAUGCACGGCCGCUCGUACUCCCUGGCCAGCGGCGGCGGCGGCGGGAGCAGCAGCAAAGGAAACAGCCUGAAGCGCUCCAAGUCCAUCCGUCCGCCCCAGAGCCCGCCCCAGAACUGCUCGCGGAACAACUGCAAGAUCUCUUAGCGGGCCGGGGCUGGGGCGUGUCUCCUCCAGCCCCACACUCCCCCGCAACACCUGCUCACCGAUGUACAGAUGUUUACACUCACACACAACCCGUUCCAGCAGGAUCCCUUCUCACGUUCCUUCUGUCACUCUGAUGGCCACGCUGGCGGAACUGGCAGCGGCCUUGUGGCCGGCGUCUCGGCUGGCAGGAUCCCACAGAGUGAGGGCAAGGCUGUGCCCGGCCAGUCUUCUGGGGAUGCCUAGCUCUUUGCCCUGGGGGAGUGCCUGGCUUCCUCGAGGGGAGGAUUCCCUUCCUCCUGUUGGUGGGGGGCAGGUGGGACUCUGUGCUGCCACUUUAAGCUCGCACAUGGAUUGCUGGUGCUACAGUGAACAUGGAUUCUUUGGAAGCGGAAGAAGCAUGAGGCUUCUUCCUCAGACCGGUUCAGCUCCGGCGGAAUCCUGCCUUUGACACAACGGAGAGGCCGUGGCUGGCGGGCUCUGUAGGAAGCAGGCCUCUUGACGUUUUCACUUAUUUAUAGAGAAAUUAUCUAUCUCACUACUGUUAAAGGGUUUUCCCUCCCUCCCUGUUUUUUUGUUUUUUUAAAGAGAAGGCCGUCGGGGGAAACUUUUAUGCCGCCUUGUAAAUAGGAGCGCUGAGCAUCGAAUCCUGGGCUAAUUGAAGUGGGAGGGAGUCGGCGAGGGUCAAGGGGCAAAAUGAUCAAACACUCUGAGAAUUGUGUGAGAGACGCAGGGAGGCUCUGGAGACUUUAAAAAAAAAACAAAAAACCUGAAAGGAAAGAGGGAUUUGUUUCUAACCUUCGUGAACCGGCAUUUCUCAGACAUUCCCGAUAACAAGUGCAAGGGCUGAAAUGGUCAGGGGGAAAGGACGACAGGGUUUUGAGUGGUGGUGGUGGUGGGGAGUUCUAACCCCAUCUGGAAAUCGUUAAGGGGUUAAUAAGGGGCUUGCACUAGCCUCCCUUGGAGAACCUCGAGGCACAACGUUGGUCUGUACCAAAUAUCUAAGAUCACGCUGGGGAAGGAGGGUGGGCGAUAAUGCCUCUGUCAGAACAUGGCUUUUUAUGGCUUGAUGUAAUUCCUGGGCUCGGUAAGGCAGGGUUCUCAGACCUGGGUACCCAGAUGUUGUUGGACAUCAACCCCGCAUCGUGCCCAGCUGCAGUGGCCAUUGUGGCUGGGCCUGAUGGGAGUUGGGGGUCUAACAUCUGGGGGCCCAAGUCUGAGAACCCCUGCUCGAAGGCAUGAGGAGACCUGAGGCUCCUGACCAGCCCCCUCCUGCUGCAUGUUCCCUGGCUGGCUAGAACGGCUCCCUUGCAACUGCAGUGUGCUUGAUUUGUGGCUUCCCAGUCCUACAGUGCUCCUCGCACAGCUUCCCUGAGCCACAGAGGGCAGCUCUCGGAAAUCCAGGAUGCAUCUUCCCUCUGUUGACCCGGCGUCGCUUUCCAAGGAUCUGCAUCAUCCAACAAUCGUACAAUGAGAGUGUUGCAGCGCAUGGAGCUUCUUUUAUAGCGUGUCCAGGUGUUGGGGUAGGGGGGGAACUGAUCUGGCGUGGGCCGCCCAGCCCCACAACCAAGUUGGCCAAAGCACAGCUGUCAACCCGAAGCUUUUCUAGGUGUUGAGCUGAGCCGCCUCCUUCCAUGCCCUGUCGGUUCGCCCCGACGCAGCUGCCUCGAGUGCGCCUGGUUGUGGCUUUUGUGGUGGUUUCUGGAUUUGGACAGCGCUUGGCAUUGCCGGUGCUGUUGCUGCUGCUAUGUCUUCUGGGCAGGUGCUUUGGCCAGACCUGUAAAUAGCAUGCGCUGCUAGUUGCUUCUGCACACUCCCGAUGGGUUUGUCUUCCAGCUUUUUAGAGAAAUGAAGCUAGCUUGUUAGGAAAGGACCCCAGGAGGACUGAUGGAGGGGCCGGUGACUUGUCAGCUUUAUUGACAGAGCCCACAAAUGGCCUUUGUGAGCAGGGGUCAGUCUCCAAGUCAUGCCCCCCCUCACCCGCCUUCUCUCUCUCUCUCUCUCUCUCUCCCCCUCCCCUCUUGGGCCUGGCGAGCAUCUCCUCCCAGGUGGCGUCCCGCAACUGCCAGCCCUCCCCUCACCAGGAUUGGCUGCCCACUUCAGAAUGGGGAGAGGGUGAGGCUGCCGGCACAGCUGGCCGCCCAUUUUGUUCCCGGCUGGCACAGCCGCCGCUGCUGCCGCGUCGUGACUGCUCCGGGAUUGCUUGGCACGAAGGGCCGGCCGAGCCCUGCCCGUGCUGCUGGCACCCGCUCAAAGAGGGCGGCGGGGACAGGUCAAGGGCAGGGGAAAGCCUUUCGCGGCAUCUCCAUCGGGCCGCGAACAAAGUCGGCGCCAAAUCCUGGGCAGGAGCGUGGAAGCCGGGAGAUUUACAGGGCCUGUCCGCAGGGCCACCUGUUGUGCCGCUCGCUCGGAAUGGAGCGGGGGGACAAUCACUGACUCAACAGCCUGGCAUUCUGGGGAUGUGCAGCGAACAGGUGAUCCAGGAGGCGGCCUGGGCUGCCAUCUUUCCACUCGUGGUUUUAAAAUAGCCCCUUCCCAAAACGGCUCCGGAAUGUGCAUUGUUUUCUGGCCGAAGAAUGACAGGGAGCCCCCAUCCCGCUGGACAGGCUGUAAAUCCUCCCUAUUGUUCCUCCAGCGCCCGAGCUCACUUGUACAUACUUGGCUGGAAGGGGCCCGCCGCGGAGAUGUUCUUGGGGGAAGGCGGAAGAUGCCGCUCACCUAAGAACCGUUUCCCAUUUCCUGCACUUUUUUCCUCUCCUCCCACAUCCCUCUUAGUCUAUCCAUGUGCGUCUCAGCCUCGCCUAAAUGCCUGUCUUUCUCUUCUUUUAAUCUAUUUUUUAAAUCAUGGCGAAUCUGUUUGGAACGAGAUUCUCUGGAAUGUCUGCCAAUCAAAGCUGAACUCGUACCUUUUUGGUUUUUGGUUUUAAAAAGAUGUUCAACUCAAGAAUGUGAUCUGAUCUCAAACACUAUAAAGUAGCUGCUGUCCAACACUCAUACCAUUCCUCCGUUUUUAAUUCCUUUGUACAGUAAAUGUUGUCAAACUGAUACGGUUUUUAUAUAAAUUAAAAAAGAAAUCUUUGAUUUAAAAACCGCCCUGCCGGCUGUGAAAGUUGUCAGUGACAAGAAAGGGAGCUCUUUAAUGCUGGGGGCGGGGGGCAUUCUGAAGGGCAGCGGGAGGGCAGAGGAGAUGGGGAGCUCGGAAGGAUGGAUUUAAGGGGAUUAAAGGGGCUUGUGGUGAUGGGAUAUUCCCAGGGGGGCCAGUGGAAAGCACUCUUGCUAACUGCCUCAUUUGAAGUGAGCAGGAGUUUGGCCAUGGACCGAAGGGCUGGAUCAAAGUGGAAUGCUUUCUUCACACUCCCAUGAAUUGAGAAAAUCUCUCUUCUGUGCCAAAAGAACCAUGGCUAGAAUACUUACCCACCCGUCCCAUUUUUUAAAUCACUAAUUUCAAACUUUGGAAAAUUACCCCUUAACAAAGUACAAUGCUUCCUAUAUGUAAUGUAAUGUUGCACAAUACAAGUGUACAAUAUG
Messenger RNA from Hemicordylus capensis (graceful crag lizard), 4767 nucleotides. It is a transcript of the gene RAB40C, whose product is annotated as RAB40C, member RAS oncogene family. Gene Ontology annotation, molecular function: GTP binding; GTPase activity. The coding region runs from base 409 to 1242 and encodes 277 amino acids. Gene Ontology annotation, cellular component: plasma membrane; endosome; synaptic vesicle. The transcript has 6 exons. The record is from RefSeq and is a predicted model, not a curated record. Lineage: Eukaryota; Metazoa; Chordata; Lepidosauria; Squamata; Cordylidae. Gene Ontology annotation, biological process: protein localization to plasma membrane; intracellular signal transduction.